AUGUCUGAGGCUAUUGUCUCUUUUGUUGUGCAAACGCUCACUGAUCUAUUGAAAGAAGAAGCCGAAUUUUUAGCCGGAGUUGACGGCCAGGUACAGGGUCUUCCGCAUGAACUUAAGAUGUUGCAAAGCUUGUUGAAAGAUGCAGAUGCAAGGCAAAUUGAAGACGACCCCGUCCGCACUUGGGUUGAAGGCGCUAGAGAAGUUGCAUAUCAUGCCGAAGAUGUCCUUGAGACUUAUGUUCUCCAAGUUCAAUCCAAGAGGAGGGGAGGUAUCCUAAACAUCCUCAAAAGGUUCGCUUGCUUAUUGAAUGAAGGUAUGCUCCUACACAAGGUUGGGAAAGAGACCCAAGGUAUUAACACCAGGAUCUCUCAACUCACCGAUCAGUUAGACAAAUAUGGCAUAAGAAGUACAAUAAAGGAAGGAGAAAGCUCAAGCUCUGCGCAUGAAAGGCAACGUCAGUUAAGGCGGUCUUAUUCUCAUGUUGUUGAGGAGGAUUUUGUUGGGUUGGAGAGAGAUGUUGAGAACUUGGUGGUUCAUUUGGUGAAAGAAGAUAGGGGCAA
This is a messenger RNA of Ilex paraguariensis (yerba mate), 560 nucleotides long. NCBI's taxonomy places the organism in Eukaryota, Viridiplantae, Streptophyta, Magnoliopsida, Aquifoliales, Aquifoliaceae. The record is from the annotation of a GenBank genome assembly.